Molecule: messenger RNA, 485 nt
Organism: Papaver somniferum (opium poppy)
Lineage: Eukaryota; Viridiplantae; Streptophyta; Magnoliopsida; Ranunculales; Papaveraceae
Product: 14 kDa proline-rich protein DC2.15-like
Exons: 1
Coding region: 1-444 (147 amino acids)
Source: RefSeq, a predicted model, not a curated record
AUGGCGGCUUUAGCAUCAACUAUCCUCAUCGUCUCUCUAAACCUACUUUUCUUUACUUUGGUGACCUCUUGUUAUACUUGCACACCAACACCAAACCCCACUAAACCUAUUCACCCUCCGGCGUAUAUGCCGCCAAAAAUCAACCCAUCACCAAAAUCCCCAGUACCAUCAACUAAGCUUGCUAAUUGCCCAAGAGACACCCUAAAAUUGGCUGUCUGCGCCAAUGUGUUAAACGGACUUGUAAACAUUGUUGUUGGAACACCACCUAACAGUCCAUGUUGCACUCUCAUUAAUGGUUUGGUUGGUCUUGAAGCUGCGGUUUGUUUAUGCACUGCCCUUAGAGCUCAGGUUCUGGGAGUAGUCAAUCUUGAUGUUUCCAUCGCCCUCAGUUUGCUUCUUAAUACUUGUGGCAGGAAUGUUCCAUCUGGUUUUCUAUGCGCGUAACUUUUUUCUAAAAAUCCUCAUCAGCCGAAGAAUGCUGGUCU